Funneliformis geosporum is the source of this 924-nucleotide messenger RNA. The record is from the annotation of a GenBank genome assembly. Lineage: Eukaryota; Fungi; Glomeromycota; Glomeromycetes; Glomerales; Glomeraceae.
AUGGCAACUAUUUACGGAAAUGACACUGAUUCUUUUAUUUCAUGGAGCAUGACAGAUUCUCAAAAUACUGCCGCCACCUCUCAAAAUACCUUGGAGAUUGAGGGGGCUGGUACUGAUGAGAAGUUGAAAAAAUAUCGCAAUUACUGGUGGAAAACGGGUAAUUACCACCCGAAGGCCAAAUGGGAAGAAGCAAGUAUUCCUUAUGAGCUUGCUACCGACGUUUCUUGGGAAGAAUAUGUUGAAAAAACGGAUAAAUACAAUAUUCAUGGCUGGUGGGAAUGGGAAAACGGGACAGUUAAUGUAAUUGAACUUCCAUUGAGAUUCCACGAGUAUUGUGUUAGUGCUAUUACCCAGGAAAUUUAUGAAGCUACUCGUUCCGUGAAGUGUACUUAUUUUGGCAUUUUUGCUUCCGGAUCAAUGUCAACAAAAUCACGAGGAUCAGGUAAAGAAGCAGAUGCCUCUUAUAUACCAGAAGCAAAACCUCAAGUCAAUGAUGAUGGAUCUGAUGGAAAAAAUCAUCCCUGGCCGAAUUUAGUAGUGGAGGUUGCGUAUUCAGAAACUGAAGCAAAUGUCAAAAACAAAGUAGAAAAUUAUUGGUUAGCAACUGGUCGAGCUCAUGACGCUAUUGUGAUUAAAUUGAAACCUAUUGAUUCAGACACAGCACCAUCAUGCAUGACUGCUUGGCAUUAUUGCACAAAUGUUCGAACAGCUGCUGGCGCAUUAAACUCAACGAUGUACGAAUUUGGAACAGUUGACCGUCAGGGAAAUCCAAUCAACCCACAACUUGGACAAAAUGUGAUCAACAUUCAACUGAAUUGUCUUUAUCAUGGGGUACCGGCUAAUUUUGUGAUUCCGCCUCUUCCUAACCCUAUUCCUAUCGAUCUGUUUUAUGCUAGGUAUGCUAUUGAACAUUGUAAUUACUAG